AUGGAGGACGAGAAACAACCUAUCAACGAGGGCUCGAACCGUGCCUCGCCGGAUGCGGGUGCUGACGGUACGAUACUAAUGAAUAACGAAGACUAUUCGCAAUGGUCGGUUGACGAUGUGAUCAGCUGGUGUAUUCCCACGCUGGAGGUGGAAGAAUCUGAUGUGUUAUGCCGGAAUCUACGAGAAAACGAUAUCGUGGGAGACCUCUUGCCGGAAUUGUCCUUGCAAGAUUGCCAAGAAUUGUGUGAAGAUGAUCUGAAUAAGGCAAUAAAAUUCAAGAUAUUGAUCAAUAAACUAAGGGACACCAAGUUGGAGUGGAAGGACGACAAGACGCACAAUGACAUGGUGACGGUGCUGAAAAAUUUGUACACCACAACGUCUGCCAAAUUGCAGGAGUUCCAAUCGCAGUACACAAGGCUUAGGAUGGACGUCUUGGAAGUGAUGAAGACUAGCUCGAGUUCUUCGCCCAUCAACACGCAAGGACCCCCCGCCACGGCACCUUCCUCAAAUAGCACAAUCAUACCCAUGAAUGAUGGUUUGUCCCUUUCACAAACAGAUUAUUUUGACACGGCACAUCACCGACAAUCGCCAUCAAGGAGAGAAUCCCCGGUGACGGUAUUUAGACAGCCCAGUCUUUCUCAUUCGAAAUCGUUACUCAAGGAGAGCAAGCAAAAAGUACCUCAAAUAUCCACAAUUCAUGCCUCAACUACGUCGACAGCGAACACACCAGGACCAUCGCCUAACGAGGCGUUGAAGCAAUUGCGUGCCUCUAAGGAGGACUCAUGCGAAAGGAUUCUGAAAAAUGCAAUGAAAAGACAUAACCUGGCCGAUCACGAUUGGAGGCAGUAUGUCUUGGUCAUAUGCUAUGGGGAUCAAGAGAGACUGUUGGAACUACAUGAAAAGCCUGUAAUCAUAUUCAAGAACUUAAAGCAACAGGGUCUGCACCCCGCCAUUAUGUUAAGGAGACGAGGUGAUUUCGAGGAAGUAGCAGUGACGAAUGGGGGCGACAAUAUUACCCCUGGUGGGAGGCUCUAG
Saccharomyces kudriavzevii IFO 1802 is the source of this 1035-nucleotide messenger RNA. RefSeq names its product Ste50p (gene STE50). NCBI's taxonomy places the organism in Eukaryota, Fungi, Ascomycota, Saccharomycetes, Saccharomycetales, Saccharomycetaceae. The coding region runs from base 1 to 1035 and encodes 344 amino acids. Gene Ontology annotation, biological process: signal transduction. The record is from RefSeq and is a predicted model, not a curated record. The transcript has a single exon.